GAGAGAGUCACGCCAUCGGAACAGAAGAACAUGCUUUAAUUCUGAAAAGUAGAGGUGAAAAAAGGGGUAAAAAACUUUCACCUCUGGAGCAACAAUCGACUAUUUGGGCAAGGUUACGGUUGUUUCGUGCGUGUCGGAAUGAAGUCUAUUCAAAUCUUACUAUCCACUGCACUUACUUUCCUUCUCUCUGGACUUUCCAUGACCACCGCCUGCAACAAGGCUCUCUGUGCCAGUGAUGUCAGCAAGUGCCUCAUUCAGGAGCUGUGUCAGUGCAGGCCCUCAGAUGGGAACUGCUCGUGCUGUAAGGAGUGUAUGCUCUGUCUGGGCACACUGUGGGAGGAGUGCUGUGACUGUGUGGGGAUGUGUAACCCCAGGAACUACAGCGACACUCCAGCUACCUCCAAGAGCACGGUGGAGGAACUCUACCGACCCAUCCCCUCACUGUUCCGUGCCCUUACAGAGGGCGAAGCACCCAUCAACAUGAUGGUAGUAUCCUUCCCCGUGGCCGAGGAACUAUCUUACCACGAGAACCUGGUGUCUUUCCUGAAAACAAUGGAGGACCAGCACCAAAAUGUCUCCCUGCCCGGGAACAGUAUCCACGCCAGCUACGAUAACACCCAAAGUACUGCAGAUAACAUGUGCACAGUGGUGUACUUUGACGACUGCGUGUCCAUCCGCCAGUGCAAGCAGUACUGCGAGUCCAUGGGGGGCUCCAAAUACCGCUGGUUCCACAAUGCCUGCUGUGAGUGCAUCGGCCCGGAGUGCCUCGACUACGGCAGCAAAACCGUCAAGUGCAUGAACUGCUUGUUCUGAUGGAAGCCAAUGGGACUGGCCACAUUAGGGUACUGUGCUCAAACUGCCACUAGGGGGAAUAUCUGGAGUAGCGUAUGGUGAAGGUUGACUGAGGAUGACUAGAGUGCCUUUGCCUAUUAUAACAAUGCUUCAGUAUUUUGAUGUAAAAUAUUAGCCCUUACGAAUUAUUUUCGCUCUUGAUGCUUUGUUUUUAUAUAUUUUCUAGGUUCUCUAGCGAAUUAGAAAUAUAUGGAUUGUGUUGUAUUUCCACGUAUUGUAAUGCUGUUGAAAGGGUCACUCAAUGCCAAAUAGAUUUUUAGUUGUUUAAAGAGAAGUGGUCAAAUGGAAAAUGAGUAAAAAAAAUAUUUACUAUUUUUGUACAUUGUAGAAUAAUAGUGAAGACAAA
Coregonus clupeaformis (lake whitefish) is the source of this 1198-nucleotide messenger RNA. Its product is annotated as twisted gastrulation protein homolog 1-A-like. The record is from RefSeq and is a predicted model, not a curated record. Gene Ontology annotation, biological process: regulation of BMP signaling pathway. Lineage: Eukaryota; Metazoa; Chordata; Actinopteri; Salmoniformes; Salmonidae. The coding region runs from base 139 to 813 and encodes 224 amino acids. The transcript is spliced from 5 exons.